UAAUUUAUGACUCUUUCACGUGUAUUUUCGUGUGGCCUUUCCUUACUCCCGAGAAAGUUCCUUUUUUUCUUACACUUUUUUUUUUUUAAGUACUUGAAAAAUUCAGACAAAAGCAGAAGAAGCAAAGUUCUUCUGUCUGUGUCUGAUUCUACGUCUGUCUCCGCCACCAUGACCAGCUCUUCAUCUCCUUCACGCAAGGCGUUAAGCAAGAUCGCGUGUAAUAGGCUACAGAAAGAGUUAUCAGAGUGGCAAGUCAAUCCUCCCACUGGGUUUAAGCACAAAGUUACCGAUAAUCUCCAAAAAUGGAUAAUAGAGGUAACAGGAGCACCAGGUACGCUCUAUGCGAAUGAAACUUACAAGCUUCAGGUUGAUUUUCCUGAACAUUACCCCAUGGAAUCUCCUCAGGUAAUUUUUGUUCCACCAGCGCCGCUACAUCCGCAUAUUUACAGCAAUGGACAUAUUUGUUUAGAUAUUCUGUAUGACUCGUGGUCUCCAGCAAUGACGGUUAGUUCAGUCUGCAUCAGCAUUCUCUCCAUGCUAUCGAGUUCACCGGAAAAGCAACGUCCGGCUGAUAAUGACCGAUACGUAAAGAACUGCAAGAACGGGAGGUCUCCUAAAGAGACGAGAUGGUGGUUCCAUGACGACAAGGCAUGAGGAUGAUAUGAUCAAACAUCAUAAAUAAAAGAAGAGGUUUUAUAUAAUUUCCCCAGACUGAUGGUACUAAUUUGAAUUCCUUGUGGCCUCAACUCUUUUUCUUUCUUCCUAUCUUUGUCUUCUGUAUGGAUGAUUAUGUGACAUCUGAAAUGUCUUACACCUUGAAUUAUCAGUUUCUGCGUUUCUCUUCCCUAAAGUAACCUUUGGAUAUUCUAGGCAAAUUGUAUUUGGAGACA
Messenger RNA from Brassica rapa (field mustard), 890 nucleotides. RefSeq names its product probable ubiquitin-conjugating enzyme E2 18. The record is from RefSeq and is a predicted model, not a curated record. NCBI's taxonomy places the organism in Eukaryota, Viridiplantae, Streptophyta, Magnoliopsida, Brassicales, Brassicaceae.